Molecule: messenger RNA, 152 nt
Organism: Amoebophrya sp. A25
Lineage: Eukaryota; Dinophyceae; Syndiniales; Amoebophryaceae
Source: the annotation of a GenBank genome assembly
GAAAGACAAGCCCAAGCCUGUCCCCGUCGUGCGUCGGCAAUCGAAUAUGAAUCAGACUAAGAAGAACAACCGGCCACAGACACAGUCGAAGCCCUCGUCCUCAGAUGAGUGCCCUUCCGAUGCCGGGGAUGGCCAGACAUCCUCGACCCAUG